UUUCCAGAGUCAAAGAUUCGAAUCAAUAAAAAGAGUCGGUCUUCCCAUCACUACUGGGCUGUGGAAAUAGCUGAGCGGGGUAGACCCCGGCAAAAGUGAUGUCAGAUGAUAGAACGUCAUCCUAUUGUUCUCUUAAAAGCAAAGCAACAUCACUCACACAAACACACACACACGCACACACACAGAUACAUCAUGGUGUCGUUUUUUACCGCUGACAGCACACUCGAAACGGCUUUUCCCCAAAAAACACGCAUGGACGGAGUCUUAUCACCACCAGCAGUAGCCGAAGCACCACCACCAGCAGCAGCAGCAGCAGCGCUCACGCCGGUCCAGCAGAGUCACAAAGUCAGGCAGAGGAAACAAAAACUCAUGUCCAAACUUAGUGACUCUGGAUUCGAGGAAGACUGGGUACCUUCGCUGUCGCCGCCAAUCGAAACAGACGUAAUACAAGGUUCAGAUAAACCGGGACCUCAAGUGUCCACCUGGUACCUGCACUACGGAGACAUCUGCUUCGGCAUCGAGAGGAAGAAAGAGGCGCAGUUCUAUCCCUGCAGGAGCCUGGAUCGCCAACCACAACUGACUGCUGAAGCACGCUGUAAACUGGUCAGCUGGCUAAUCCCCGUACACAAACAGUUUCAGCUAUCGUUUGAAUGCUGCUGCCUGACGGUGAACAUCAUGGACCGGUUCCUGGCCUCCACACCAGUGGCUCCUGACUGCUUCCAGCUCCUGGGAGUCACUGCACUUCUUAUAGCCAGUAAACAUGUGGACGUGCACUCACCUCGAAUCAGCCACCUGUUGUCCCUGUGCUGUGAUGCUUUCAACAAGGAGCAACUCUGCAACCUGGAGUGCAUGAUCAUCCUCCACCUGAACUACUGCCUCGCUGCACCCACUAUGGCGUUUUUCUUGGACUAUUACACCAACUGCAUUAGGGCUUCGCAGCAUGUGUUUGCUGGCCAUGACUGCUUUGUGAGAAUAAAUCCGAACACAAAAAUACCCAAACAGCUUGGCACCUUCGCACAAAAGGUGUGUGAGCUGAGUUUAGCCGACUACGCCUUCAACAAAUACCCACCGUCUCUGACGGCUAUGUGUGCACUCAAGCUAGAGAGUGAGCUGGAAGAGCACGCAGACUCCCACUCGUUCAGGGAAGGUUUGGUGGAUGAACUCUGUGUCCAGGUAAAGUUUCAGGAAAGCUACGAUCCUGGUUUGGUCCAAGAAUGUAAGGACAAUCUGAAGCUGCUGGUGUCUCUAAAUCAGCAGUCUCUGGAAGUUAUGUCGAACAUAUGACUGCACCAACUCACAUGUUUACAGAAAGACAAAAAUGUUCUAUGUGCUUUAAUUGUGCAGCACAGAUAUAAAUAUAUAUUUUAAAACAGCAGGCAGAAGAAACAUUCAGUAGUGAACCCUUUAUUUUUGCAUAUGCACUGGAUAUGUCAAAGAAAAAAAAGAAUGUAAAUGUAUUGUAGUUGUUGAAUAAAUGCAGUGUGUGAUGGUUAAUACAAA
Messenger RNA from Cynoglossus semilaevis (tongue sole), 1500 nucleotides. It is a transcript of the gene ccno, whose product is annotated as cyclin O. The transcript is spliced from 3 exons. The record is from RefSeq and is a predicted model, not a curated record. Bases 106 to 1284 code for a protein of 392 amino acids. Lineage: Eukaryota; Metazoa; Chordata; Actinopteri; Pleuronectiformes; Cynoglossidae.